UUGAGCGGCGGAGGUCUGCUGUGUUUGGUGCUCCGCGCCGAAGCCGACGACUGAGGACACUUUGGGGAUCGCCUUGAGAGUUUUGUUCCAGUUCAAACCCCCGCGCCGCUGUUGGACUUUAUCCUCUGAUCUGCAGCUGGGAAACCGUCCACCAGCUCUGACAUGGCCAAACGCAAGAUGGGCAGCAUCGGACGGAGUUGGAUGGUGGCACUCGUACUGCUGUGUAAUGUAACAAAGUUUUUUGUGAAGGCUAGCCUGGAGGUCAAUGAAACCCAACACCAGCAUCCAACCAAUGUCUACCAUGACAUGGGACUGACCAGGAACAAGAUAGUAACUGCACAGUUUGAGUGCUAUCAAAAGAUAAUGAAGGAUAACACCAACGGCAGACAAGAGGCCAUGUGUAAUCGCACUUGGGAUGGCUGGCUGUGUUGGGACGACACAAAGGCAGGAGUUAUCUCUGAGCAGCACUGCCCGGACUACUUCCAGGAUUUCGAUCCCUCAGAGAUGGUAACGAAGAUUUGCACUGACAGUGGUCAUUGGUUCCUGCAUCCUGAGAGCAACCGGACAUGGACCAACUACACCCGCUGCAAUGAACACACCAAUGAAGGCAGAGUGACUGCAAUGAAUCUUUUCUACUUAGCCCUCAUAGGUCACGGAUUGUCAUUGACCUCCCUCUUCAUCUCCCUUGGAAUAUUCUUCCAUUUCAAGAGUUUAAGUUGCCAAAGGAUCACCCUUCACAAAAACCUCUUCUUUUCUUUUGUUCUCAACUCUGUGAUCACCAUCAUUUGGUUGACAGCAGUGGCAAACAACCAGGAGCUGGUGCAGAGGAAUCCAACGAGCUGUAAAGUGUCCCAAUUCAUUCAUCUGUACUUGUUUGGCUGCAAUUACUUCUGGAUGCUGUGUGAGGGAAUAUACCUGCACACUCUCAUCGUGGUGGCUGUGUUUGCUGAGAAGCAGCACCUAAUGUGGUAUUAUCUCCUAGGCUGGGGCUUUCCUCUCAUUCCAGCCUGCAUACAUGCCAUUGCUCGAAGUUACUACUACAAUGACAACUGUUGGAUUAGCUCCAAUACAUCGCUGCUCUACAUCAUCCACGGCCCCAUCUGCGCUGCUCUUUUGGUCAAUUUGUUCUUUCUAUUGAACAUCGUGCGAGUGCUUAUCACCAAACUGAAGGUGACCCAUCAAGCAGAAUCGAGUCUCUAUAUGAAAGCAGUGAGAGCCACCCUUAUCCUGGUGCCUCUCCUGGGAAUUCAGUACGUCCUGCUUCCCUACAAGCCAGAGGGACGGGUCUCCUCUGAAAUAUACGACUACAUCAUGCACAUACUAAUGCAUUACCAGGGUCUGCUGGUGGCCACUAUCUUCUGCUUUUUCAAUGGAGAAGUCCAAGCGGUUCUGAGGAGGCACUGGAACCAGUAUCAAAUCCAGUUUGGCAGCAGCGUAGGAAACCACUCGGACGCCCUGCGCUCAGCCUCCUACACGGCUUCCUCCAUCACAGAGGUACAGGGCUGCUACAGCAUCGACAGCCACACAGAACACAUGAACGGCAAGGGCUACCACGACGCAGACGCCUCCAUCUUAAAAUCAGACAGCCCCUUCGCCUGACAGCGAAACUCCUCUCAAAUACUAUCCAUCCUAUCCCACCCGUAAAAAAAACUGCAGCAUUUUUGGAGCUCUGUGGCAACUAGGAAAAAUUUUCCUCUUCCUAAACACACGAUGUCAGAAGAAAGAGAGAGGAAAAGGUCUGUAUACCCCAGGCUCUUACCUACACCUGAAGGAAAUAGUCACCUCUCUGUCACAGGCCCUUUAACAGUACUGCAAGGUGAGCUCGGUACAGCUGUUCCUGCGCUGUCUUUUGUCUACAAUUUGCAACUGAACUGCUUCACUUGGACUAAGAUGCAUUCUGAUAAUCACAAUAUUGUCGCAAUCUUUCUGCUGGACAAAAUUGUUUUUAAACGGAUGAAUAUUAACUGCUUGACUAUCAUACUGAGGUCAUGUCGUUCACAAAAAGCCAUUGGUUACACUGUAAAAUUCUUUCGACAUGGUUAGUGCCAAAUCAAGAGAUCCUGCCUGCCUCAUUUAUUUUUUUAUUUUCAUUACAGAAUCAGAACAGAGUCAGGACAUCUAACAGGUGCAUAAUAAUAUAUUAAUGCUAUAUUGUAUCUUUCAAUAUGUUAAACUUAAUUUAUCUGAACAUAUUCUUGUUUAUUAAAUGAAAUUAAAAUAAAUACCACACAGUAUUUAUUUAAGUUGGCGCUACAUUUUCUCAAAAUCUGCCAACUUAAUACCAAUAUGACAUGUUGCCAGCUUCACAUACACUUUAAAAGCAUUUCUUGUUUGUUUCGGUGUUUGUUUCUAUGUUGUAUGCAGAUGAUGGUAUGAGUCAUACUGUUAGCUUGCACGCUUCAUUUUCUAGAGAUUUAAUGUUGCUUAUGCUAAUGUUUGAGCUUGUGUUUACUGUAAGCGAUCCUUUCUGACAUGUGUAUCCUUUAAACCACAUGGUAGGUUGUAAUGUCAACACAAUAUUAUCACCGAGAAGCCAACAUGAAAUCACAUGUACUCCAGUAUCUGCUCAUUAUACUUGAAUGUAACAGUUAAGUUUAAAGACCUGGCUCUGUUGAGCAUAAAUUCAUCACAUUCCCAUUCACUGCUGUCUUUAGCCUUAUUCUUCUCAAAUUACUUUAUGAUUAUAACUGACAUGUAAGCAUGACUGGGUGUUCAGACCGAAAACAGCACUGUGUUGGAAAAAAAAAAGGUGCAGGGUGGCUGCCUGAGUGAGGGUGUGUUGCUUUAGCUACUGGUGAGAAGAUUUUAUUUCACGUAAUAUUUCCUUGUGUUCGUACAAUCUAUGAAUCAGUUCCUCCAUACUGCAACUACACUUAUAGAAAUGAAGGACAAGACGACAGUUCUCUUUCUAAAAUUCAGUGUAAGCUGAUAGCAAUUAGCCAGAUCAAGUGUAUAUGCUUACGCUAGCUCGUCGCAUGUGUGUCUGUUGGUUCAGUCUUUGGUUCAGUCGAUGAAAGCCAAGUUCGCCAAAGUCCAAUGGAAACAGAAUGAAUCAUGACAUAUAUAUGAAGCAUGUGACUUGAUGUCCACUGAAGUUUCUCCUGCACUGUGGGGUGAUGAGGAGACUGUAACUUUCCCCAAAUUAAUACAAGAAACAAAAAAUAAAAACACAUUUCACAUAAUUUUCAUUCGAGUUUGGACCGACGCCCUUUUAAUUACGUCAUCUCGUUGUGCCCUCUCCCUCUGCGAUGUUUUACUGGCAGCUGACAAAAAUUAGUGAUACCAAAUAUUUUUAUUUUUAUGUUAAUCUCAAUGUAUCAACUUCUUAUCUCUGCAGAACAGUAGGGGAUGGAAACACAAAUUCAUUUGUUUUGAUUGAUGAUUUUUUUUUGGAAGUUGGUUUAAAAUUUCCACAUUGACAUUUACUGGAAUGCUUUACAAUACUGGGAGGCUUUGACAGUGACAAUCAUUUUAGCCUCUCGUCUUGAUGGUUGUGAGGUAAACAGAAUAGAACAGAUGAUGUUGUCUUGCAUUGUGGCAUAAGUUGAGUCAGGUUCAACUUUUUUGUCAAUGACCCUAUGAGUUUUUUUUAUUGUUGUUUAGUUUUUUUUUUUUUUUUACCAGAGCCUCUGCUGGGGCAACCCCCUGCAACAACGUAGUGACCUCCUUCAAUUGAAGGAGAGAGCUGCGAUUUUUUUUUUCACGUAUUGCUGAUAUCAGUCUGAACGCAGCCUUAUUCAGAAGUGCAUGUGAUGUGAUUAUCAUGUCUCACAAGAAGCUGUGCAAAAAACAUACUGCAAAAACCAUUCUCUGUAAAGCAUUUAACUAAAGCAGGCUGCAUCCAGACCUGUUCAAUAAACAUUGCACCUUUUCACA
Messenger RNA from Seriola dumerili (greater amberjack), 3876 nucleotides. It is a transcript of the gene calcrla, whose product is annotated as calcitonin gene-related peptide type 1 receptor. Gene Ontology annotation, cellular component: plasma membrane. The transcript is spliced from 13 exons. Gene Ontology annotation, molecular function: calcitonin receptor activity; adrenomedullin receptor activity; calcitonin gene-related peptide receptor activity. NCBI's taxonomy places the organism in Eukaryota, Metazoa, Chordata, Actinopteri, Carangiformes, Carangidae. Gene Ontology annotation, biological process: adenylate cyclase-activating G protein-coupled receptor signaling pathway; angiogenesis; cell surface receptor signaling pathway. The coding region runs from base 163 to 1599 and encodes 478 amino acids. The record is from RefSeq and is a predicted model, not a curated record.